CGGGAUACUCUCUCACGAGGGAGACGCCGACGCGGAACGUCGUCCGUGAGAUAUAAAUUAACGAUGAAAUUCAUUGCCUGCUUUUGCAAAUAUCACGAGACAGCCUAAGCAAAAAUGCAUGAGGCACACCGUGCCAUGCCUCGUUGAGGAACGUGUCAUGGCAGGCCUGCUGCUAUUGGGGUUGCUGGCCUGCGCCCCCGUGGCUUCUUCAGAAAUCCCUCUUCUUAUCCUUUCUGAACUCUGCUACUAUCCUCUCAACAUGGAUUACAUUGAUCAAGAAUUAGGAAAUUUCACUCUAAAAAUCCUGCCUCCGGAAGAUGUUUGUGAGGACCCUUCCAAGCUGCUGCACAUAUUAUCAACAAGUAAGGCUCCUCUUUUGGGGUCGCUUAGUUCGGAAUUUUGUUCCCCGGCUUACAUUAUCGCAAAUUUUUAUAAUACCACUCUCGUAACCUGGAACUGUCCAAAGAGUACAAGAGGAAUCGAUACUCGAGAUUUAAGACUUGCUCCCUCGAUUCCUACAAUAACUACAGGAUUUGCGAAGGUUGUGGCUAACAUGAAGUGGAAAUCAGUCGCAAUUGUUGCCAGCAGGGACGGGUGGUGGCCUUCUCUGUCACAAUCCAUCGACAUACAAUUACGAGAGAUUGGAAUUAUCCCGCGACACUUUUUCAUGAUAGAGAGAAACAGCUCGAGAAGACAUCUUGAAAAUAAGUUGAGAAUUUUGAAGAGGAUCUCGUGCCGAGCUGUAAUAGCGUGUCUACCUGCGGAUGAGACCGGCAAAAUGGUGUUGGAAGUAAUUGAUAACCUCCAACUGGCCCACGAUCACAACACAUUAACGGUGUUUAUGGACGUAUCGAAUUUGCUCUCGUGGAAAUACGCUCUCGCGCAAAAAAACACCACCGAAGCGGACUCAAACGCAACAAAUUAUCUGGACUCGGUCAGUGCGGUUAGUAAAAAAUACGUAUUGAUCUACAGCGAGGCCGACAACGCGAGUUUAGAAAGUGUCGUUUUGAAAAACAUUCAAAAAUCCAUCGCGAGCUUCAGCGGCGUGCAGGAUCAGCUGGACGCUUUCCUGCUGACGGGCCUGCACGAGGACGAUGCGUUUCGGCCGCUGUUAACCGUCAGCAGGGACAAUUCGAGUGACUUUGUGGUGGUCGAGGUCUCGGACAAUUUGGAGGAGUGGAUGCUCAAGCACAAACAGUUGGAUGAGUGUGAGGGGUGUGAACCCGAACUCGCCAAAUCGCUGAGUGUGUUGGGGAUUCUGGGGUGCUCCUGCUUGUUUCUCACGGUGCUCCUUGGGACGGUGGCGCUGGCCAGGAGUCAGUUGCUGAAAAAGCGGGUUUCAAAAGGACCCUACAAGGUUUUGUUGACCGCCACCGAUUUUGUCUUCCCUCAGAUCGCCGACAGUCGCAGGGUAGAUGAAGGUAUCGAAGCGAUGUUGUGUUGUUGGCUACAACAGCUUCAGGAAUUCGGGGGUCCUGAAGUGGAUAAGCCGGAUCUAUUACAAGGCUCAGGGGCAUCGGUGAAAACGCCAUUACGUGGAGGGUCCAGUCCGAAUCUGGCAAAACAACUCAUUGUAGACCCUCGAGUCCGAUAUAAUGGUGAUUUGGUGCAAAUGAAACCGGUGCCUUCAACAGGAGGCACUGUCGAGUUGAAAGCGAAAACCGUGGAACUCUUGGUGUUACUGCACGGUUUAAGACACGAGAACCUAAAUCCGUUGAUAGGAUGUCUGGCAGAACCGCCAAGAGCAGCUCUCGUGAGUGAAUACUGCGCUCGAGGUUCUUUGCAGGACGUGCUCCAGCAGGAUGACAUCAAGCUCGACUGGUCUUUCCGCUUGAGUCUGCUUACGGAUUUAGUCCGGGGCAUGAAAUACCUUCAUUCCACACCAAUCCGGGUCCACGGCUAUUUGACAUCUCGUAAUUGCGUUAUUGAUGCGAGGUGGGUGUUGAAAGUCACAGAUUACGGAUUACCUGCCUUUUAUGAAGCACAAGGGAUACAACCGCCAGUUAAGACUGCCAGAGAGCUCUUAUGGACGGCACCAGAGCUGUUACGACAUGCUAGUUUAAGGAAAAAAGGAACACAGCCUGGGGAUGUGUAUUCGUUUGGAAUUGUUUUACAAGAAGUGGUCGUUAGAGGAGAACCAUUCUGUAUGCUCGCUUUGACACCUGAAGAAAUUAUCGAAAAAGUAAAACGGCCUCCGCCUCUUAUCCGGCCUUCGGUCAGUAAAGGAGCUGCUCCUCCGGAAGCUAUAAAUAUAAUGCGUCAGUGUUGGGCCGAACAAGCCGAAAUGCGUCCAGAUUUCAACACAGUUCAUGACCAGUUCAAGAAAUUAAAUCACGGAAGAAAAGUAAACAUCGUAGAUACGAUGUUUCAAAUGCUCGAAAAGUACUCUAACAACUUGGAGGAACUAAUACGGGAAAGAACCGAGCAGCUCGACAUUGAAAAGAAAAAGACAGAGCAACUGUUAAAUCGUAUGCUUCCAAGUUCUGUGGCGGAAAAGUUAAAGUUGGGAAUGCCGGUGGACCCGGAGGAAUUCGAAGAAGUGACGAUUUAUUUUUCGGACAUUGUCGGUUUUACGACAAUAUCUGCACAUUCGACCCCUUUUCAAGUGGUCGAUCUUUUGAACGAUCUUUAUACGUGUUUCGACGCCACCAUCAAUGCUUACAACGUCUACAAAGUUGAAACCAUCGGAGAUGCUUAUAUGGUAGUUGGAGGAUUGCCGGUUCGUGUUCCUGAUCACGCUGAACAAAUUGCCACAAUGGCUCUGGAUUUGUUGCAUCAGAGUGGUCGCUUUCGCAUCACCCAUCUCCCGGGAACACCUUUGCGGUUGAGGAUAGGUCUCCACACAGGUCCCUGCUGUGCCGGCGUUGUAGGCUUAACGAUGCCAAGAUACUGUCUAUUUGGUGAUACUGUUAACACAGCUUCAAGAAUGGAAUCAACAGGUGCUGCAUGGAGGAUACACUUAUCCGAAGCAACGAAAGAGCGUUUGGAGAAAGCGGGAGGUUAUCAACUAGAAUAUAGAGGUCCUACAAAAAUAAAAGGAAAAGGGACAAUGCACACGUAUUGGUUGCUGGGAAAAGCUGGCUUCGAUAAACUGCUUCCGGUUCCUCCAUCCUUGGAGGAAAGUCACGGAUUAGACGAAAGUCUUAUUAUCUCUAAGUCGAUAUCUGGUAAUCUGAAGCACGAGGAAACGACAACGUCGGGUGAUUCGAUCUCGGUGGAAUCGCGUCAACAGCCUUUCAGUGAAGAUCAUCAACCAAAAUCACCUAACCCGAAUCCUUCGUUUAUUAAAACAAUGGAACACUCGAAAUUCUCAAGUCUUGUUAAAACGCAGGACGAAACGACGACCAUGAGACACGAUUAUCACAUGGUAAAAAGCACAUCAAGUGACACUCCAAUGUCUCUAGGAACUCCGGUGUCGGCUACAGAAGUUGCGGCUGCUUUACUGGGGGCUUCAACCAGUUCACUUUGUGGAUUUAGGAGACACCGCAAGAUUGAAGAGGAAGAUUUGAGUACUCCAUAUAAUCAUUACAAAUGCCUCAGUCCGAAGCAUCGAAUUGGAAAACUACUAAGGAGGCAAUUUAGUUUAGAUAGAACGGAGGAAAUACGAACGGAAGACUCCUUACAUUUUUUGUUUCAGACGAGUCCCAGACUGUUCAAGCAGAAUUCAGCAGGAGCAGCAGAUCUGGAAAAAAUUGAAGAAGUUCCAAUGAAACUUCCAGUUUCGCCUGCACCAAGUACAACCCCUCUACAAUGCACUUUGUCUAUAUCAGCAGAUUCUCUUAUCCAUUAAAGGGAGAGUCGGCUAAAUGGAAAAUCGACGUAAAACAAUAAUAAUUAUUAGACAAUCACCUUCCUCAGAUUUAACUUUUUUGUAGUGAUUUUUAUUUGUUUUAUACUUAUUUAAAUAAAUUAAUAUAUUUUUCUCUGUUUGCUAUCAAAAAUAAAUAAAAAGUGCGCUGAUUAAAACUUAAUUUACAUUUUAUGCAAAUAUUUUAACUAAAAUGGCACUUUUAAGUGUUACACUUUGAUUUUUGUGUUUGUUAUUUCUUUUGUGACUACUGUCUAAAUCUGAAAUUCUAAUUUGUAUAAAGUGUAGACUUUAAAAGGAAAUGAAACGCACACUUCUUGAAUAAUCCAUAUAGUUACAAUACCAUCAACAAUUUGUCUCCGAAUGACUAAUGAAUGUGUUACUUAAAUGGACUCUAGAACAUUUAUCUUACUUUCUUCUAGUUUGGAUGUAAAGUUUGUUUUAUAGCUGCAAUUGUCAAAAGUUUGAAUGUAACAUAAAAAUUGGGUAGACAAUCCUCUCAAGUCUCUAAAUAGACUCAAGAUCAAUGUUGAUAUGUUUAAAAGUAUAUUUAAAUGUUGUUAAAACGUAUUUAUUAUUAGAUUUAUCAACAUUUUUUCUAUUCGAAUUUAUUCACAUGAUUUUAUC
Tribolium madens (black flour beetle) is the source of this 4435-nucleotide messenger RNA. Its product is annotated as retinal guanylyl cyclase 2. Gene Ontology annotation, molecular function: protein kinase activity; ATP binding; guanylate cyclase activity. Lineage: Eukaryota; Metazoa; Arthropoda; Insecta; Coleoptera; Tenebrionidae. The transcript is spliced from 18 exons. Gene Ontology annotation, biological process: intracellular signal transduction; receptor guanylyl cyclase signaling pathway; cGMP biosynthetic process. Bases 119 to 3790 code for a protein of 1223 amino acids. The record is from RefSeq and is a predicted model, not a curated record.